UGGGCGUUCACGGAGCCUGCGGGCGCUGGUCCGGGCGUCCAGGGCUGGGGGGCGCGGGCCGCUGGGUCCGGACUGGGGGCCUGGCCCCGGGGCCACCUGAGCGGAGGCUCUGCGGCCGCCUCCACCCCGGCCACAUCCCGAGGCCAUUGCCGGAUUCGGAGAACUGUCAGGGGACCUCCAGGCCCCCACGCGCCUGCGAGAUCCGGCGCCUGCCUUUCCCCAGCCACGGUUUCUGUUUCCGAGAAACCGGUGAAGCCAUGGAUGCUCCCCACCCCAAGGCAGCCCUGGACAGCAUUAACGAGCUGCCCGAGAACAUCCUGCUGGAGCUGUUCACGCACGUGCCCGCCCGCCACCUGCUGCUGAACUGCCGCCUGGUCUGCAGCCUCUGGCGGGAUCUCAUCGACCUCAUGACCCUCUGGAAGCGCAAGUGCCUUCGAGAGGGCUUCAUCACCGAGGACUGGGACCAGCCCGUGGCCGACUGGAAGAUCUUCUACUUCCUACGGAGCCUGCACAGGAACCUCCUGCGCAACCCGUGCGCUGAAGAGGAUAUGUUUGCUUGGCAAAUCGAUUUCAAUGGUGGGGACCGCUGGAAGGUGGAGAGCCUCCCUGGAGCCCACGGGACAGAUUUUCCUGACCCCAAAGUCAAGAAGUAUUUUGUCACAUCCUAUGAAAUGUGCCUCAAGUCCCAGCUGGUGGACCUUGUAGCUGAGGGCUACUGGGAGGAGCUACUGGACACAUUCCGGCCGGACAUCGUGGUUAAGGACUGGUUUGCUGCCAGAGCCGACUGUGGCUGCACCUACCAACUCAAGGUGCAGCUGACCUCAGCUGACUACUUCGUAUUGGCCUCCUUCGAGCCCCCACCUGUGACCAUCCAACAGUGGAACAAUGCUGCAUGGACAGAGGUCUCCUACACCUUCUCAGACUACCCCCGGGGUGUCCGCUACAUCCUCUUUCAGCACGGGGGCAGUGACACCCAGUACUGGGCAGGCUGGUAUGGGCCCCGAGUCACCAACAGCAGCAUCGUCGUCAGCCACAAGAGGACCAGGACCCAGGCCUCCUCCGAGGCUCAGCCUGGGCAGAAGCAUGGACAGGAGGAGGCUGCCCAAUCGCCCUACCAAGCUGUUCUCCAGAUUUUCUGACAGCUGUCCAUACUGUAUCCGGGUCAGCCAGAGGUUCCUCCAUGCAGGAGCUGAGCAUGGGGUGGGCAGUGAAGUCCCUGUACCAGCGACUCCUGCCCCGGUUCAACCCUACCAGCUUGUGGAAACUUACUGUCACAUAGCUCUGACGUUUUGUUUUAAUAAAUGUUUUCAGGCUGGGCACAGUGGCUCACGCCUGUAAUCCCA
Chlorocebus sabaeus (green monkey) is the source of this 1343-nucleotide messenger RNA. RefSeq names its product F-box protein 6 (gene FBXO6). Gene Ontology annotation, biological process: ERAD pathway; SCF-dependent proteasomal ubiquitin-dependent protein catabolic process; glycoprotein catabolic process. Gene Ontology annotation, molecular function: protein binding; ubiquitin protein ligase activity. The record is from RefSeq and is a predicted model, not a curated record. NCBI's taxonomy places the organism in Eukaryota, Metazoa, Chordata, Mammalia, Primates, Cercopithecidae. Gene Ontology annotation, cellular component: SCF ubiquitin ligase complex; endoplasmic reticulum quality control compartment; cytoplasm.